AUGCUGCGGAGGAUGGUGUCCGACCAGGGCCCGGGCUCCGCCGGAGGCAGCGGAGGAGACGCCAGGCCCCGCGGCGGCGGCGGCGGGGGCGCGCUGUUCGCCGUGCCGAGGCUGUUCAUCGGGCUCGCGGCCGCCAAGCGCGCGCCGGACGAGUCGGAGCGGAGCCCGACGUCGCCGCUCGACCCCAAGGCGCUGCUGCUCCGCUCGCCGCGCUCGCCGAGGACCUGGGACGCCGAGCCGGUGGGGCUCGGCCUCGUGGUGGACGUCGCCCUCGCGGCCGGCGCCGACGCCGCCGCCGCCAAGACCUGCGUGCUCAGCCCGCGCCUGCGCCUCAGGACGCACGGCUGCGCCGGCUCCACCGCCAAGGGCUGCGGCGGGGGCGGCCACUCGCAGCCGGAGCUCGGCGGCAAGACCAUCUCCUGCCCGGCCUCGGCCACCGCCGGCAUGUCGGUGCCCUGCAGCAGGUUCUUCCACGGGGAUCUCAAGUCUGGUCCGGAGGCCGGGCGGCCGGACGGCGCCCACUCCGGCGCCAAGCGGCAUUGCUUCCACCUCGGCGAGCUCCCGGGGCCGGGGUCCCUGCCGGCGUCGAUCGCCGGCGGCCCCCGGCGGUUCGUCGGGUCCGUCUCGGCGAGCGAGGUGGAGCAGUCGGAGGACUACACCUGCAUCAUUGCCCGCGGCCCCAACCCCAAGACGACCCACAUCUUCGGGGACUGCAUUCUGGAGCCCCAGACGACGGUCGGGAAGAGCGACGAGGCCGCCGUGGAACCCAAGGACGGAGCUUCCGCCAAGUCCUACCUGGUGGUCAAGCGCGCCACCGAGGCCGCCGCCGGCCCGGGCGAGGACUUCCUGAGCUCCUGCUUCACCUGCACGAAGAAGCUGGAGGGGAACGACAUUUACAUCUACCGUGGGGAGAAGGCAUUCUGCAGCGCCGAGUGCCGGGACCAGGAGAUCAUGAUCGAAGAGGAAGCCGAGAAAUGCAUGGCCACGGGAGGCUCCCCUCGCUCCUCCUGCUCGUCCCUGCACGAGGACAUCUUCAUGGCUGGCAUGAUGGUGGCGACAUGA
Messenger RNA from Triticum turgidum subsp. durum (durum wheat), 1062 nucleotides. NCBI's taxonomy places the organism in Eukaryota, Viridiplantae, Streptophyta, Magnoliopsida, Poales, Poaceae. The record is from the annotation of a GenBank genome assembly.